Molecule: messenger RNA, 4545 nt
Organism: Pseudoliparis swirei
Lineage: Eukaryota; Metazoa; Chordata; Actinopteri; Perciformes; Liparidae
Product: protein FAM117A-like
Exons: 8
Coding region: 1772-3067 (431 amino acids)
Source: RefSeq, a predicted model, not a curated record
UCUCCGGCCGGCGUCUCCGGCCGGCGUCUCCGGCCGGCGUCUCCGGCCGGCGUCUCCGGCCGGCGUCUCCGGCCGGCGUCUCCGGCCGGCGCAGAUGAGCGAGGACCCGUUCGACGCUGCUUGCAGCUUUAAUGUUUUUUGUUUGUUUUCUGGCUGGCAUUGCCGUCAAAAUAUUGGUUGGAGAUAUAGAUGGGGGUGCAAAAAAAACUGCCCAGCAAAAAGGCGCAUUUUUUUGCGCCCCCCUCUGAAUGGCGCCUUAGGCGGCCGCCUAUACCGCCUGUAGGAAAAACCGCCCCUGAACGUCAGUAAACAGCUGGACGAGGCUUUGAAAUCACGGAGUUUAAAAACAUUUUUUUUUAGGAAACGUCGGACCAGUUGUGACGUCAUGUUUUCAGCAGCGUUAAUGUUGUGGUUGAUCACAAAACAACGUCAGGGGACAAACACCGUCAUGAUCUGUGUGUCUGAUGCUGCGGGUCAGAGGAGAAGGAGGUGCACCCGUUUGGUGGCGCGAGGAGCACUGCGCGGAGGAGGAAGUGGAGGAGGAGGAGGAGGAGCGUGGCGGGGGAGGGAGAGGAGGGGGGGCCCGUGAGCGUCGCGGAGCAUGUCAGGGCGAAAUUCUCACAAGAACUCAAAUAAAUGCCCCGUCGGAUGAUAAAACACAUUUGGGGGGACUUGAUGACAGAGAGAGUAACAUUUAUUCUUAAAUACGGAUGAAUAAAAAAAAUGUUUCUCCAGCAAAAAGGGCACUUUACUCAUCCAGGGCAAAGGGGCUGGUGCUUGAGCACCACUAGGGCUCUAUCUGUGCACGUGCCUGGUUGUAACUGUGUAUUUUCAUACUUCUAAAGAUAUAUUUAACCGAACUUUCUUUGUUCAAAUCACAAAUCAAAACUAGUAUUUUGAAAAGAGCUAUAGAAAUGUAAUGUAUAAUAAUAAUAAUAAUUAUUAUUAUUAUAAUUAUUAUUAUUAUACAGAAUAAUAAUAAUAAUUAUUAUUAUUAUUAUUAUUAUGACCAAUUUUACGGCAAAAAUCUGUUAAUAUGAGAUAUGAAUGGGGGCGGGGCCAGCAGCGACAUUGUCCGAGGCUUGACAGAUUGAUGGCGAACCGUCCAAUAGGCUUGAAGUCGAGGACUCCAUUAACCAAUCAGAAGUGAGAUGCCGACUCGGACCCCGCCCCUCCAUAUAAUUAAACCUAUACCAGCGUGGUGGUGGAGGUGUUUGGAGUUAAGACGAGAAGGCGUCGGGGGGGGGGGGGAACAAAUAAGUGUGGUCACCUCGCGACUUUCCGGGCCAUUAAAAUACUCUCCAGCCCGAAAAACUAAAAUGAAGUACACUUCCAGGUUUUCUCAGAAGACGUAGGGAGUUGACGUUAAUGUAACUUUUUUUUUUUUUUAAACUGCAGCCGCUUCCUUGUUCGACAACGGGGUGAAAUAUCUCAACAUCCUCACAAAGAAAACUUUGCUUGCUAGGCUGCUAACUCGCACGCAAGCAAGAAAAGAAGUAUGAUGCCCGCCGGAGACUUUGUCACGCGCCGUCUGUAACGUCUCCUCGCUCGAGCUCGGCGUCACUGGUGAUUGUAUUUACUCAGAAAUGAUAUCUAGAGGACCGAAGACUGACUUUUGUAACGGUUUCUAGUAGCCAUCAUCCCCAGUGGAGGAAGGGCUGCAGCUGGUCGUACAGCCGCCGCACACAGAGCCCUCCGCCGGGCAGCACCUCUCCGCUGGUGUGCACUUCGCCCGGAGCCGAGUAGUCCCAGAUUUGUUUCUGCUAUCAAGAUGUCUGGUCGAAAUGGAGUCGGGCAGAACCGGGGAGCUACUUUAGGUCCACAACCCCUCAAGGCGACUAUUCCCUAUCAGCUGACCGGCAUGUCUCGACCGAACCUGAGAGAUGGAAAGUCAGCUGGAAAGCCCAAACCACAACAGCUGAGCUCCGGCAUGAGGCGGACGAUGUCUCUUGAUGCCAUCAUCGGGCCGUACCUGCAGGGACACUGGCCCAAAGAACCAGAGGGCCAGAUCCGCCUGUCUCGCAAGGACAAGUCAACCCAGACUCCGGACUCGUGGUUUGAUAAAUCUGAGAGCAGGAGAGGCGGCAGCAGCCACCAGCGCUCGGCAUCGUGGGGCAGCGCUGAGCAUCUGCGAGAGAUCGCAAAACUAAAACAACAGCUGCAGCAGCGCAGCAAACCUGCCGUCUCAGGGGGGCAUGACAAAGACCGCCAGCGUGGAUACCCCCAAGGGAGCUGUAGCCUAGGAACCAAUCAGACUCAGCCAAUUUCCAUCCCCCUGGCGCCCCUGUCUACUUUGGUCCCUCGACUGCGCUGCAGCGUUGAGGGCCUCAACCAGGAGCUGGAAGGCAUGUUCAUCUGCCAGCCUCUGCAUCCUCCGCACAGGAUCCUUGAGGUUCCAGACGGUCACCGGGCUCCGGUUCCUCCGCAGAGCUGCAGCAGUGGAUCUCAGAGUGACAUGGCCACCACACCUUUUUCCUCCUCCUCCUCCUCCUCCUCCUCCUCCUCCUCCUCCUCCUCACCCAGCUCCUCUCCAACAAACAUCUCCACCUCCCCACCCCACCUCGAAGAUGCACCACUGGAUCUGCACCAAGACGGUGCAGAGAUGUGCCUCCUGUCUCCGUCCUCCUCCCAGAAUGAGGCGGAGGUCUCCCUGCCUCUGCUGAUGUCGUCCUCCCCAGGGCCCAACAAGAGUUGCUGCUUCCAGAGAGAGCCACCGGAGGGCUGCGAGAAGAUCAGAGUCUGGGAGGAAACCAGCACUCCACGCCAACAUAAGCCAGCCCUCCUCUCCUCCUGCCCAGACCCCAACAAGGUAAACUUCAGCCCCCAUGGGGGCUCAGCCUUCUGCCCUGUCAGCCUCCUGCACCCCUCCAUGGACCUGUUGUUCCGCAGCCUCGCCGUCUCCCCGGUGGGAAGUUGCUCGGGCCAGGAAUCGAGCGCCUGCCAGGCAACGUCCUUUGGCAACCGGGCAGCUCCUCCAGAUCCUCCCUCCGCCGCCUCUGUGAUGGGAGAAAGCUCUGGGGGGGGGUCUCGCUUUCUGAUUCCAGCUCCGGCAAAAAUAUUUCAAUGAUCUGGGACAGAUUUGUUGAUGUCUCUUUAUUUGAGAAAAGGACCUUCGCUUUUCUAUCCAGAUUUAAAAUAAUCUUAUGUUGAAAAAUAAUAUUGGAAAAAAUAAAUAAUAUCUUACUCGUAUGCAAUCCAAUGGAUAUGCUUUAUGGGCUACUUGUUUUUGGUGUCCGGGCAUUGUGAUAUUUCUAAAUUAAGGCAUUUCUGUCAUUUCAUCAUCCAAAGAUUUCUAUUUUUGGCCAAACACACGUGUGAGAUACAGGGCUGUCUUAUUCCUCUCUUUACUCUGACAUGAGAUUUGUUGGAUAACUGACCCCCUCACAUGCUUCACCUAUUUCUGUUUUCCCCAAAGAAGUUAUGACACACACUUAUACGAUACUGGUUUUUAAAUUCUGACCGCAGUGCGUCAUCUCUGUCCAAAAUGUUAGACGUCUGGGUCAAGUAAGAAAAACACUUCCCAGAUAAAUUUGCUUGUUUUUAAGUAUUCAAAGAUAUUUAUCUGCAAUUAUUUUUACCUAACUUGACCUUGCACCUGUUGCUGGUGUACAAAGCACGACAAAUCAGUUGGGUAUUUUAUAUAUACCUGAUUUAAAAAAAAUUAAAAAUAAACACAAUGAAAUCACAUUUUGACUGAAGGGUAUUUUCCAGUUGUUGGACUUGGGUAGCAUUUGUAUCUAAAUGCUUCCGCUCAUUCAUUCCUGCUGUAAAAGUUGUACAGAUGUUAUUUGUGUCUUGUUUACUGGGGGAGGAGAUGCAUAACUUCUGCAUGUGUUCAUGGAUUUAAAAACAAACCCCGCUAGUCCUCGAUGUUGUCGAUGUCUGCUUGCUGGUAUGUUUAUAGAUUUGAGGUUUCACCGCCUAGUUGACUACCUAACCAGUAGUGGUGUAGAUAUGGCAUCUGUAAUAUUUCUCUGAAGAUGUUCGUGUUCUUCUGCCAAGCUGUUCAAAUAGUUUUAUUUCUGGUAGACAUGUUUGCACAAAUUGAACUGCUACUUUCGAGUCGCAAUUCAUAUUUUUUUAUAUUCACUUUUGUACUUUUAAGAGUAGUAAUGUGUAUUUUCUACAUCUUUUUUUCAAUUACCUGCAACAUAAGCUAAACAUAAAUAAAUAACCCUGUUGCUUUUAGUUUAGUUUUGUCAGUAUAAUUGAGGCCGGUGUUACAUAAGAUACUGUAUCGGGUGGAUUUUUAUGCACUUCCAGGAGAGGGUUUUAACGUGGAGGAGAUGUCUCUCUUCCUUAGUCCUGGGUUUAUUAUCUCUGACAUGAGUUGUUUUGUUUGUGUGUGCUUGUGGAUGGAAAGUUAACUAUAGUAUGAUUGUUUGACUUAUAGUUUUAGUAUCCUGGUUAAAUACUGAUUGCUUGAAACAUUGUCUUUUUCCAAAUAAGCCUCAAUUUCAAUGUUUUAUGAAUCUGUGUGGAUGCUGGGAGAUGUGCUGUUAUCUCAGGUUCUGUGUUCUGUCCACAUAAAUAUAUGAUUGAUAA